AUGGCGGACCAGCUGCUGGCAAGAGAACACAAUGGUGACCUUGGCUGCUCGGCCCCCACCACUCCUACGCUCCUGCGCGCUAUUUAUAAAUGCGGGAUUGACUGCCGCACCCUGUUAGAAACAGCUGUUGAUUCAUACAUGAAGAUUGUACAAAAUGAAAGUUUGGAAUCACCGACUAGACAUUUGGUAGCUGAACAUUCUGCUGACAAUAGUCACUCAGCGAAAACUUUAGUAGCUGACCAAAUUACGGAAUGCUAUCUGGCACUGCAAGAUUGGACGGAAUUGGCUCGCUGGAAAACCAGUGAGGCAGAGCUCUUGGCUAGUCAAAAUGGAGGAUCAUUUCUGAGAUAUAAGUACUUGACAGAGAAGGAUGCAGAGGCCCUGGCUGAGUUUGAGAAGGAGAGCUACUCUGCAGCGUACGAGUUGCUAGAGUGGGGCCCAGAGGUGGGGGAUAGCCCUAACAACACACCCGCCCUCGCCUGGGACUGUUAUAAGGUGUUGGGUGUCACAAGACACUCUUUGGCCAAGACCGCAGUGAAGUUUGUGGCCAACGGCAUAAUUCAGGACAGUGACCGUGAGGUGCUGCGCGAGUGUCAGGCUGCGGCGCACAGCUACCUGGUCGAGGGUUUGCGCAACACCCCUUCCGAAGUGGUACAAGAGGCAGCCAUUUUGGAGUUUGCUGCCAACGCCAUGUUGAGUGAGAGUGAGGUCGUUGUGCACAGUGCUAUUGACGGAAGUGGAGUGUACAAGUUGACAAACGUAGACAGCACCCUGUUGGCCCGACUGUUGUGGUGGGAGCGUGUGUUGGACAAGCUGCAGAUUAUCUCGCACUCUUCUCCCCAACUGAGUCUAGAUGCAGCGAGAUUGGCACGUAAAGAGGGCAACCUGAAACUAGCACUGGCCCAGCUGUCACAUCAUGUGAACCAGAUCCUGCACCAUGACAACGGACAUAGAACCGCUCUGGUCCUGACAGAUGAUAUACUGGCGGACUUGGACCGCAGUGAGGAGCCCUGGAGUCUGCCGCACGCCUGCGCCUUCGCGGAGCUCUCCAAACUGCUCUAUAGUGUGGGGAGCCAGCAGUUGGCACUCUCCGUGGCCACACAGACCUGUCUGCGGCUAGCGGACUGCGAGGAGGCUGCGGUGAGAGAGAGAUGUGCCCGGUUGCUACUGACUGUGGCGAAGUGGACACCCCUGCUGGACUCACCUGCCUCACUGCAGCAGCUCAUCGACUGGCAACGAGAUGCUCCUGCCACUGCCACCAGCCUGCUGGACAUAUCCAACUUUGAUACGGAGGGUGAUCCGGUGGGCUCAGUGUUGUACCUGGCGGUGUGUCACUGCCCCAGCCUGGCCAAGACCUGGGCCCGACUGGCCGGCUGGGCCUACCGUUGGGGCCGCAAGGCUACGGAUCAUGUGCUCAUUGCCGCGGACAAGGAGGCCAUCGACUCCCUCAUCCCUGAGGGUAUCAGCAACAGUACUGUGUACUCCAUACUGGCCGACACCACACCACCCAUCGACGACGAGGAUAUCGAGGCUGAAAACACCAAUGCCAGUGAUAUGAUAGAGUGGUCAGCUCAAAGCUCUUGGGACAUUCAGUUCUGA
Messenger RNA from Homalodisca vitripennis (glassy-winged sharpshooter), 1599 nucleotides. Its product is annotated as serine/threonine-protein kinase SMG1-like. Gene Ontology annotation, molecular function: protein serine/threonine kinase activity. Bases 1 to 1599 code for a protein of 532 amino acids. Gene Ontology annotation, biological process: nuclear-transcribed mRNA catabolic process, nonsense-mediated decay; phosphorylation. The record is from RefSeq and is a predicted model, not a curated record. NCBI's taxonomy places the organism in Eukaryota, Metazoa, Arthropoda, Insecta, Hemiptera, Cicadellidae. The transcript has 11 exons.